UCUCGCCAUUCACCAGGAAGCCAAAUGGCACGCUACGCGGAGGACGUUUACUACGACUUCGCCAUUAAACUGACCCACGAUGCUGCUCAAAUACUCAAAACAGCCAUCAACGGUAUGAAGAAUGUUAACCAGAAGCUAGGGGACUGGGACCUGGUGACCGAAUAUGAUCGGAAAAUAGAAGACGUCAUCAUCGGCAAUCUUAAAUCCAAAUUCCCAAAUCACAGAUUCAUAGGCGAGGAAUCAACUGGGAAAGAACUUCCGGAAUUAACCGACGACCCUACAUGGAUUAUAGACCCCAUCGAUGGCACCACCAACUUCGUUCACGGUUUCCCACACACCUGUGUUGUAAUUGGUCUGGCAAUUAAGAAGGAAAUGGUGAUUGGUAUCGUUUAUAAUCCUGUUCUCGAGCAGCUAUUUACUGCGAGAAGAGGACGCGGAGCGUUCUUGAACGAUAAACCCAUAAAAGUUUCCAAGGUUCAAGAAUUGUCAAAAGCUUUAGUGUGUAUGGAAAGUGGUUUCAUAAAAGUCGAUGAACUCAGGGAAAAAACACUUGAAAGAUUACGGCGAAUUAUUCAAAAAGCACAGGGAAUCCGUACGCUCGGUGUAGCAGCGUUAUCACUGUGUUAUGUUGCAAUGGGAAUCGUAGAGGCUUAUUACAUCGAGGGGCCCGGAAUCUCAACCUGGGACAUCGCAGCAGCGUCAUUAAUCAUCUCCGAAGCAGGUGGUGUUGUAGUUGAUCGCGUAACAGGAGAGAAGAUUGAUAUCAUGAAACCGAGAGCAAUUGGAGCAUGCAACGAAAAAAUCGCAAAAGAGAUCGUCAAACUUAUUCACGAGGCCGAUCAAAGUGUGGAACGAAGAAAUGAACAAUAACAAAAUCGAAUUUUAAUUCCUAUUAGUAGUACAGGUUUAUCGUUGUUAUAUCCUGCAUAUUAAAUGUACCGUAAACUUCGCACUAACUUUCAAAUUGAGAAUUAAAUGUUCUUGAUUGAAAAGAAAAAUACUCUCAUUUAU
Messenger RNA from Megachile rotundata (alfalfa leafcutting bee), 1011 nucleotides. RefSeq lists its product as uncharacterized. NCBI's taxonomy places the organism in Eukaryota, Metazoa, Arthropoda, Insecta, Hymenoptera, Megachilidae. Gene Ontology annotation, molecular function: inositol monophosphate 1-phosphatase activity. The record is from RefSeq and is a predicted model, not a curated record. Gene Ontology annotation, biological process: inositol metabolic process; signal transduction; phosphatidylinositol phosphate biosynthetic process.